This is a messenger RNA of Didymodactylos carnosus, 1827 nucleotides long. The record is from the annotation of a GenBank genome assembly. Lineage: Eukaryota; Metazoa; Rotifera; Eurotatoria; Philodinida; Philodinidae.
AUGAAACGGAGCAAAAUGGAUUCCGAUAGUAAUUCAAAUGAUGGUCAUAUGCAUAUGAGACAUCAUUAUAUUGAUGAUGGUGGAUCUGAUGACGAUGAGCAGCAAGGUCAUCAUUCCCAACGCUUAGAUGGUAGCGGUUUAAGAGAGAGUAUUAACGAUGGUAGUUAUGUUGAGCAACGUUAUACGGGACCAUUACGUGAACAAGAUCGAUUUUUACCGAUUGCCAACGUAGCAAAAAUAAUGAAAAAAGGCGUACCGGACAAGGGAAAAAUAGCAAAAGAUGCUAAAGAAACAAUUCAAGAAUGUGUAUCUGAAUUUAUUAGUUUUAUAACAUCUGAAGCGUCUGAUCGUUGUUUACAAGAAAAACGAAAAACAAUAAAUGGUGAAGAUAUAUUAUUAGCCAUGUUAACAUUAGGUUUCGAUCAAUAUGUCGAACCGCUAAGAUUAUUUUUAACAAAAUUACGCGAUGCAUCAAAAUAUGAUCGAACAAUAACGAUGGGUGGCGAUUUAAGUGAUGAUUUAAGACAACAAAUAGCUGCUUCGUCAUCAUCAACGACAAGAACUGGAGCCGCCAAUAAUGGAUUAGAACCCUAUGGAAGUUCACAAUCGCCAUCUGUUAAUCAACUGAAUACAAAUGAUUUUGGCGAUAAAUCCCCAUCUUAUCCAUUGUUACAUCAAAACGUUUUAGAGUUCGAGAUCAACAGCAAUAGUGUGAAUGAUCAACAAACGCAUUUGUCGCUACUAGAUUCAAUUAUCGACGAUUUAAUAUUUGAUUUUGUUGUUGAAUUACACACAUCAGAUCAAACCACUUUAGUUAAUGCUACCACCGACACAUUACAAAAACCAGAAAAUGGUUCAGCAAGAAAACGUCAAAAAUCUUUCAUACGUAUAUCCUCAGCACAACAACCAUCAGCGUCGACAAUAAAUAUUGCCAAAUUCACAGCUAUAUGUCCACAUUGUGGGCAAAAUAACAUUGUUGCAAUACGUUUUGCCUAUCAUUUAGCCAAAUGUCUCGGUGUGGGUCGUUCAUCUGCUCGCACAGCGAAGAACCGUUUAAUUGAAUACGGCAUGCUUGAUAAUAAAGAUGAAGAUGAAUAUGCUUAUAAUAAUGAACAUUUACCAACAAAUAAUGGAAUCUUAGAGGAACAGUACGAUGCUAGUUCCUGUACAGAUUCAACAUCAAGUUCUGUCACAUUAAUCCCGGCGAAUAAUACUCUUUUAGAGCCAAAAGUAAAUGGAAUUCGUCAUCGUCCAAGUGAAGAUGAGUAUAAACAAGAUUUUGAAGAUGAAGAAGAAGACGAUGAUUGGCAUCCACGAAAAAAACGAAAACGUCAGACAACUACCAAACAGCAAAAAUUAAGAAGAACGAAGAAAAAACAACAAGAACAGCAACAACAACAGCAACAGUUGCCUUCUAUAACUCACGAUGAAAAAAAAUUUGAAUUAGAAUGUAUUAUUCCAUUAGAAAAAGUCAAUCCAAUAACUAAAGAAGCUAUUAUUCCAAUAAUUCAAUUAACCAACACAACAAUUGCUCAUACAACAGCUAUUACACAUAAAACACCCGAAAAAGUACCACAAAAAAAUGUAUUUUUUACAACAAAAAAAUCUCCGGUAUAUACAAAAGUUCCAUGUGAUCAAUCAAAACUAUCGUAUCGUUUACAACCAUUUUUUAAUAUUUCCUCUCAAACUUCUCUGUCAACUUCAUCAGCAAUUCUACCCACAUCUUUGCCAACAUCGACAACCACUACGACAACGACAUUGUAUCCAAGUACAUCAUUUAAUCAUCAAUUUAUUUUAUCAUCAACAUUGGACAACAGUGCAAAAUAA